This is a messenger RNA of Ananas comosus (pineapple), 2476 nucleotides long. Its product is annotated as protein NUCLEAR FUSION DEFECTIVE 4-like. NCBI's taxonomy places the organism in Eukaryota, Viridiplantae, Streptophyta, Magnoliopsida, Poales, Bromeliaceae. The transcript is spliced from 3 exons. The record is from RefSeq and is a predicted model, not a curated record. Gene Ontology annotation, cellular component: membrane. The coding region runs from base 234 to 2063 and encodes 609 amino acids.
AACAAAAAGAAAAGAAAAUAAGGGAAAAGAAAAGGAAAGGAAAAAAUCCUCUCUCUCUCCUUUACUAUCCAAUAUAUGUCGAUCUUUAUGGAUAUAUAUAUAUAACUAAGCGCACGCACCAUAUAUAGUUACUGAAAAGAAAGACCAUACUAGCAAGCUAUAUAACUGAUCAUCAUCAAUUCAUCAUCUUCUCUUGUGUGUGUGUGUUGUGUGUGUGUGUGUGUGUUGUGGGGAUGAGAGUGAUGAUGAGGUUGGUGUGUUGGCCUUCGUCGGUGCCUGGUGGGAAGGCGAUGAGGGGAUUGCUGGGGAGCAGAUGGCUGGUGUUCGUGGCGGCGAUGUGGAUGCAGUCGUGGGCGGGGGUGGGGUACCUGUUCGGCAGCCUGUCGCCGGCGAUCAAGAGCUCGCUGGGCUACAACCAGCGCCAGAUCGCCAGCCUCGGCGUCGCCAAGGACCUCGGCGACUGCGUCGGCUUCUUCGCCGCCACCCUCUGCGACCUCCUCCCCCUCUGGGCCGCCCUCCUCGUCGGCGCCCUCCAGAACCUCCUCGGCUACGGCUGGAUCUGGCUCAUCGUCGUCGGCCGCGCCCCCCUCCUCCCCCUCUGGGCGAUGUGCGUCCUCAUCUUCAUCGGCAACAACGGCGAAACGUACUUCAACACUGCCGCAUUAGUCUCCUGCGUGCAGAACUUCCCCAAGAACCGCGGCCCUGUCGUCGGAAUCCUGAAGGGCUUUGCGGGUCUCAGUGGUGCAAUCUUGACGCAAAUCUACGCGAUGAUCAACGUGCCCGAUCAAGCUGCCCUCAUCUUCAUGGUGGCGGUAGGCCCCACCAUAGUGGUCAUUGCACUAAUGUUCAUCGUCCGGCCCGUCGGCGGCCAUCGACAAGUUCGAUCCUCCGAUAAUUGUAGCUUCACGUUUGUGUAUAGCAUUUGCUUGCUCUUAGCUGCGUAUUUGAUGGGUGUCAUGCUACUCGAAGAUCUAGUCGACUUGAGCCACACGAUCAUUACCGUGCUCACGAUUGUGCUUCUUGUUCUAAUAGUAAUUCCGAUAAUAAUUCCCUUAUUGCACACUUUUCAUUCGGAUGAGAUUUCUACUUCUCAAGAACCUCUGUUUCCGGGGCCUCAUAAAGAGGAGGGGAGCAAAUCGCAGGAAGCGGUCCAACAGCAGCAGCAGGAAGUGAUUUUAAGUGAGAGUGAGGUGGAAGAUGCGAAGCCCAAGGAAGUUGACUUGCUUCCGGCUGCUGAGAGGCAGAAGAGGAUCGCGCAGCUGCAGGCGCGACUUUUUCAGGCGGCAGCGGACGGAGCCGUCAGGAUUAAGAGGCGGAGGGGGCCGCGCAGAGGGGAGAACUUCACACUUAUGCAAGCAUCAAUCAAGGCGGAUUUCUGGCUUCUAUUUUUCUCUCUUUUGCUGGGGUCGGGUUCGGGGUUGACGGUUAUCGACAAUUUAGGCCAGAUGAGCCAAUCUUUAGGUUAUGACAACGCUAAUAUUUUCGUGUCGAUGAUCAGCAUUUGGAAUUUUCUUGGACGCUUCGGCGGAGGAUAUCUCUCUGAGAUUGUCGUGAGGGACCACGCAUAUCCAAGGGCAAUUGCCUUAGCAAUGGCUCAAAUCCUAAUGGCGAUCGGCCACUUCUUCUUCGCAAUGGCUUGGCCCGGCACGAUAUACGUAGGAACUCUCCUAAUCGGACUUGGUUAUGGAGCCCACUGGUCUAUUGUCCCCGCUGCCGCCUCUGAACUGUUCGGUAUAAAGAACUUUGGAGCAUUGUACAACUUCCUAACGGUAGCGAAUCCUGCUGGUUCAUUAGUGUUCUCGGGCGUAAUUGCUAGUGGGAUUUAUGAUUACGAAGCUGAGAAGCAGCGCAAACAUAUGAACUUGACACACUUACUACGGAAAUUGCUUUCGGAGGUGCAAAUUCGAGAGGACAAGGAAUUGAAAUGCGAAGGGGCAGUGUGCUUCUUCAUUUCCUCGUUGAUCAUGAUGGGGUUUUGUAUCGUCGCGUUUGUGUUGACCAUGAUCCUUGUUUAUAGGACCAAGAUUGUGUAUGCUAAUCUUUAUGGGAAGGGCCGCACUUGAGUUUGUCGCUAAGAGGAAUGAGAUCUCAUGAUCGCGAGAGGGUUAGUAGGUGGAGUAAGCUAUUUAUUACUUUCCAACAGUAAAUUAUACUUCUCUACCAAUUGGUUCAUUUCCGGCCUCGGAGAGAAAAUCAACCAAGAGAGAGAUAGUGUGAGCUUUGAUGGGUUAUUCUUGCUGUUUCUGAUUCCUCGAGAAUCAAGUUUGUAUAAUUCUGCUUGUGAGAUCUGAUAAAAGAAUUGUAUAAUUCUGCUUGUGAGAUCCGAUAAAAGAAAUAUUUGCGCGUGUUUUCGCAAAAUGAUAGUAUCUGUUGUAUUCUCUUAUUUUUGUAAUUAUGUCAAACAAUUACACUAGUCUUUGGAAGUUCUGCUACUCAACAUUCACUUCAGAUUAUAAGAUGAGUUCUGUUGGAUCAA